GAGUGGGCUAAGGUCAGAUCUCACUAAACUAUCCCCAAUAUUGCUACCACGCUUACAGACCACAAGAUACGGUAUUAUUGUUCACUCUGAUUGGUCGAGGACCUACAACACCGCCUCUGUCGUACCCUGAUUGGCUUGAUGAAUGCACAGGAAUGCUGCCAUUGGUUUCAACACCUCUACGGUUUUCCCACUGUUUUGUGGCAUUUGCUAAGGAGCUCGGUUGAACUAAAGAAGCUAACGUUAGCUAGAAAACAACACACUAGACUAGGAUAAAGACUUGGAGCCAAAAUGGCAUCAGACUCCCCGCGCAGACCAAGCCGCUGUGCUGGAGGGGUUGUGGUACGAGCACAAGCUGCCACUGAGCAGUCGUAUAUGGAGAGUGUUGUGACCUUCCUCCAAGAUGUGGUCCCUCAGGCAUACACAGGUGCACCCCCAACUGAUGAAAAAGAGAAAAUAGUUUGGGUCAGAUUUGAGAAAGCUGACCUCAAUGAUACGUCCCGCUCCCCAGAGUUCCUGGAGAUGCACAGUGGCAGCAGUGACCCUCCUCUCUGCCUCAUGAUUGGUUACGCCGACGGGAUGCAAAUCUGGAGCAUAUCCCUGGGUGGGGAGGCCCAGGAGCUUUUCUCUGUGCGCCACGGACCUGUGAGAGCUGCCCACAUCCUGCCGGCGCCCCAUAUCAGUCCGCUGAUGAUUGAUGGUUUUGCGGACAAGAGGCCUCUCCUGGGGGUGUGCAAGAGCACUGGGUCCUUGGGGACGAGCCCUCCAUACUGCUGUGUGGACCUGUACUCACUGAGGACAGGGGAGAUGGUCAAGUCCAUCCAGUUCAAGACGCCAAUCUAUGACCUGCACUGCAACAAGAAGAUUCUAGUUGUCGCCCUGCAGGAGAAGAUUGCUGCAUUCGACAGCUGUACCUUCACCAAAAAGUUCUUUGUUACAAGCUGCUUUCCCUGUCCGGGCCCCAACCUAAACCCCAUAGCACUGGGAGGACGCUGGCUAGCCUACGCUGAGAACAAGUUAAUCCGGUGUCACCAGUCUCGAGGCGGUGCCUGCGGGGACAAUGCCCAGUCUUACACAGCUACAGUCAUCAGCGCUGCUAAAACCCUAAAGACUGGUCUCACCAUGGUGGGGAAGGUGGUGACCCAGCUAGCUGGUACUCUACCCACUGGCGCCCCCGACGAGGAGGGUGCUACCCCCCACAGCACCACCCGCCGAAGCCCCCAUGCCCCCGGAGUAAUCACCGUCAUUGACACACACAACGUCGGAGAGGGACAGGUCCUGGUGAGUGAGGACUCAGAUGGAGAGGGAGUGGUGGCCCACUUCCCAGCCCAUGACAAACCCAUAUCCUGCAUGGCAUUCAACCCCAGCGGUAUGCUGCUGGUGACUGCAGACACCCUGGGCCAUGACUUCCAUGUGUUCCAUGUCCUCACACACCCCUGGGCCUCCAACCAGUCUGCUGUCCACCACCUCUACACACUGCACCGCGGAGAGACUGAGGCCAAGGUCCAGGACAUCUGUUUCAGCCAGGACAGUCGCUGGGUGGUGAUCAGCACACUGCGUGGCACCUCCCACGUCUUUCCCAUCAACCCCUAUGGUGGCGCGCCUUGCGCCCGCACACACAUGUCCCCCCGCGUGGUCAACCGCAUGUCUCGCUUCCAGAAGAGUGCAGGGCUGGAGGAGAUAGAGAAUGAACUGAACAGCAAGCAGGCUGGAGGAGGGAGAUGCAGCCCCAUCCCCGGGCUCUCCAGCAGCCCCUCGGGGUCCCCACUACACGCUAAACUCACCAGCCAGGAGUCGUACAACAACUUCGCCAACAACAACAUGGGUAACCCUCGUCUGUCCCCUCUGCCCAGCCUCACCAUAGCGCUGCCCCUGGCACAAAUCAAACAGCCCAUGACCCUGGGCACCAUGACCAAGCGCUCCGGACCUUACCUCUUUGGGGCAGGAUGUUUUGCCAUUAAAACUCCAUGCAAAGCCAAGCCUCCCCCCCAGAUCUCCCCCAGUAAGUCCAGUGGAGGAGAGUUCUGUGUGGCUGCUGUCUUUGCUGCCUCACGCUCCUGGUACAUGACCAACCCCAACAUGAAGAGAGAGAAAGACCAGUCCAGCCGGUCAGUGGUGGAGUCCCUCUACAUCCUCAGUUGCUAUGGCACCCUAGUGGAGCAUGUCCUGGAGCCUCGGCCAAUCAGCACAGCCCAGAAGAUCAGCGAUGACACACCCCUGGAGCUCAACACAUGUCCACGGGCCUGCUGGAGCCUGGCUAGGACUCCACUGUGGAAUGAGCUGCAGCCUCCCUUUCUCUCCAACCACCCUCUGGUGCUGGCCUCUGACCUGGUGCAAUAUUACCAAUACCUCCUGGCUGGAUUGGUGCCCCCUGGAAGCCCGGGUCCUGUCACGCGCCACGAGUCUUACGACAGCCUGACCUCAGACCACAGCGGACAGGAGGACGAGGAGUGGCUCUCACAGGUGGAGAUAGUCACCCACACAGGGCCUCACCGUCGGCUGUGGAUGGGUCCUCAGUUCCAGUUUAAGACCAUCCACCCAUCUGGUCAGACUACGGUCAUCUCCUCCUCCUCCUCCGUGUUGCAGUCCCAGGGCCCCAGCGACAUUCAACAGCCUCUGUUGGACUUCCACACUGAUGACCUGGACCUACACAGUCUCAGGAUCCAGCCGGUGCGUUCUGAGCCGGUCAGCAUGCCUGGUUCCUCUCGGCUGGUGGCUGAACGGAGGGGACAGGGGACGGUCAUUGAUACAGGAUUAGGGACGUUUGACCGCAGUGUGACCCUGCUGGAGGUGUGUGGCAGCUGGCCAGAGAGCUUUGGCCUGCGUCACAUGAGCUCUGUGGAGUCCACUGAGGAGGGGCUGAGAGAGAGGCUGGCUGACGCCAUGUCAGAGUCACCAUCCAGAGACAUAGUGGGCUCGGCUACCGAGCUCCAGAGGGAGGGCAGCAUUGAGACUCUCAGCAACAGCUCUGGUUCCACCAGCGGCUCCAUCCCCCGUAACUUUGAGGGCUACCGCUCUCCACUGCCCACCAACGAGAGCCAGCCCCUCAGCCUCUUCCCCUCCGGAUUCCCCUAGAGGAGACCAGGAGACAGCCUGCCUACCACCCUACAAGACCUUGGGUCAAAUACUAUUUUAAGUCUUUCAAAUGCUUUGAGUGUUUGCUUUUGUCUGCCUGGGGUGCCUGAUGGGAGGGGACUACAUUUUACAACUAUUCUAUUGGUUCCAACUAUUCUAUUGGUUCUAGACAAGCUCAAUAAAGCCCAGAUAAAGUAUUUGAACCCAGGUCUGCUACCUACCAUCCAUCCUACCGCUUCACACAGCACAGCCAGACAGUCCUGAUGUCUUCCGGUCUCUCGCCGUGUUGAUGUUCAUUAGGAUGUUAUUGUGAGCAGUGGUUCCCUUUUCAUGUUCCCUCCUCUCUCUUUCCAAAUCCAGGAACUGUCCAGUGUUACUCCCACCUACCGAUGUGUGUGUCUCUGUCUGUCUGUGUGUGUGUGUGUGUCUCUGUCUGUCUGUCUGUCUGUGUGUGUGUGUGUGUGUGUGUGUCUGUCUGUCUGUCUGUCUGUCUGUCUGUCUGUCUGUCUGUCUGUCUGUCUGUCUGUCUGUCUGUCUGUCUGUCUGUCUGUCUGUGUGCGUGCGUGCGUGUGUGUGUGUGUGGUGAUGUGUCACAUGGCGUGUGUUUCAUUUUGAGUGUGUGAAAAAGUUGAGGUUUAUCUAAUGUAGCUGUAGUUGUUUUACUUCUGAAGAUAACGACCUAGCUCAGCAUGCGCGCUGUAAUGUAUAUUAGCUUUGCUUAUUAAGACCAAAUCACUUCCAUGUAUGGUUUUCUCUUCAUUUGGUAACAUUGAUGGUUUUGGUGGGUAUCUUUUUAGUUUGUUGAGUCGAGUGUCUUCUGAUGAUUUCAUCUUGCUUUGAUUAUGAUUUUCUUUUUCUUUUUUUGCAACAAAAAACAGGUUUGUGCUUUAACAAAAGAAAAGGCUUAUUCCUUACUUGCGUGCACACACACACACCUCAAACACACCCCAAAUUGUGAAUAACUACUUUGCCAGCUUGCUUUUCUUAGUGAAUGGGUCAUUGCUAGUCUUGACCAGACCACAUAGGACUUGAAAUGAAGUGUGAUCUGAUGCACUAGUGAGAACAGAAAGAUAGACUCACCUUUGAGACUUAAAACAGGUUAUAAAUAUUUGGUCACUGAUUUUGUAUUUAGUGUUUGUCAACAUUUUAAUUUUAUAACACGAUACAAUCCUAGUCCUUUGUCUGGGGAAUGGAUGUCUGGUUGACUACACGGGUCUGUUCAGAAAAAUUCUACGUUACAGGACUUUCAGGUAGAAAUACAUUUUAUAGAACAUGUGACUCAUUACAGAUCUAUAUAUUACAUAUUUAUCUGCAAUGUUCGGGAAUGUUUCACCCUACUGAACACAGCCAUGUUCCCGUAAUUCUGCAUGUUGAAUGAGUCGAUGGCUACUGCUGCUUGGUCACUGGACAAUGUAACAUAAAAGAGGCAUGAUGAAUUUAUUCCUUUUAAUACAGAACACAUACUUAUUAAUACAUUUUUACUAAUAUUGGUUUUGUAAAAUACCAAAUCGUUAUUUGCUAUACAUUCAUGUUAAUGAAAUGUAUUGAUGUGUUAUUAUCACCCCUGGAUACUCAAUGAUUUCAUAUAUGCUAAAUAAAUAUUACACCUGCAGAGUCAUUGUUUCAAUCACGUGAACAAAAGUUAUCAGCAAGUGCUUUUGUAAAAUGUAGUGACUUCUCGUUUAAUUUAAUGAAAAUAAAUAAACCACACCAAAGCCA
Messenger RNA from Oncorhynchus tshawytscha (Chinook salmon), 4791 nucleotides. RefSeq names its product BCAS3 microtubule associated cell migration factor. Bases 289 to 3072 code for a protein of 927 amino acids. The record is from RefSeq and is a predicted model, not a curated record. NCBI's taxonomy places the organism in Eukaryota, Metazoa, Chordata, Actinopteri, Salmoniformes, Salmonidae. Gene Ontology annotation, molecular function: protein binding. Gene Ontology annotation, cellular component: cytoplasm. The transcript is spliced from 25 exons. Gene Ontology annotation, biological process: response to starvation; autophagy.